CCCGCGCUGCCCCGCUGCUCGCCGUGCUGGCCACACUUCUCACCGCCGCCGCUGCAGGCGGAGACGCACCGCCGGGGAAAAUCGGUGCGGGAAGGAUGCGGUGGGGUGCUCACUGAGGACGGGCGGGAAGAGGGUUCGCAGCUGUUAUUGGAGCUGGGAUUGGGGGCUCUGCUGUGGCCCAUUUCCUUCAGCAACACUUUGGACCCCGAGUGCAAAUUGUCGUCUAUGAAAAAGGGACCGUAGGUGGCCGCCUGGCCACCAUCUCCGUCAACAAGCAGAACUACGAGAGCGGAGCUGCCUCCUUUCACUCUCUGAGCCUCCAUAUGCAGGACUUCGUCAAGCUGCUGGAUGGAGCAGCUGAGACCAGAGAGGGGAAAGAACUUGCCUGAGGUACACAGUGUUAGUUGCAGAGCCGGGAUUAGAACUCAGGGCUGAGACAGAGGCGAGAGGUGGUGGGAAGGAGCGCCAUCUUCGGAGGAGAACAUUUCGUGCUGGAGGAAACCGACUGGUACCUGCUGAACCUCUUCCGCCUCUGGUGGUACUACGGCAUCAGCUUCCUGAGGCUGCAGAUGUGGGUGGAGGAAGUCAUGGAGAAGUUCAUGAGGAUCUACAAGUACCAGGCUCACGGCUAUGCCUUCUCGGGCACAGAAGAGCUGCUCUACUCACUGGGGGAAGCCACCUUUGUCAACAUGACCCAGCGUUCCGUGGCUGAGUCCCUGCUUCAGGUGGGCGUCACCCAGCGCUUCAUUGAUGAUGUCGUCUCCGCUGUCCUACGGGCCAGCUAUGGCCAGUCAGCAUCAAUGCCCGCCUUUGCUGGAGCCAUGUCACUAGCUGGGGCUCAGGGCAACCUGUGGUCCGUGGAAGGGGGCAACAAGCUGGUUUGUUCUGGUUUGCUGAAGCUCGCCAAGGCCACUGUGAUCCAUGCCACAGUGACCUCUGUGACCCUGCACAGCACAGAAGGGAAAGCCCUGUACCAAGUGGGGUACGAGACUGACAAGGGCAACAGCUCUGACUUCUACGACAUCGUGGUCAUUGCCACACCCCUGCACCUGGACAACAGCAGCAGCAACAUCACCUUUGAAGGUUUUACUCCACCCAUUGAUGACAUUCAGGGCUCUUUCCAGCCCACUGUGGUCUCCCUGGUCCAUGGCUACCUCAACUCUUCCUACUUUGGUUUCCCUGACCCUAAGCUUUUCCCCUUCGCCAACAUACUCACCACAGACUUCCCGAGCUUCUUCUGCUCUCUGGACAAUAUCUGUCCUGUCAACAUCUCAGCCAGCUUCCGGCGGAAGCAACCCCAGGAGGCAGCAGUGUGGCGAGUGCAGUCCCCGAAGCCCCUCUUCCGGACGGAGCUGAAGACCCUCUUCCGUUCCUAUUACUCCGUCCAGACAGCGGAGUGGCAGGCCCACCCCCUCUACGGCUCCCGCCGCACCCUCCCAAAGUUCGCACUCCACGAUCAACUCUUCUACCUCAAUGCCUUGGAGUGGGCGGCCAGCUCCGUGGAGGUGGCGGCUGUAGCAGCUAAGAACGUGGCUUUGUUGGCUUAUAACCGCUGGUACCAGGACCUGGACAAGAUUGACCAAAAGGACUUAAUCCAUAAGGUCAAGACUGAACUGUGAGGGCUCCGAGGAGAGCCCAGGAACUCUGUCCCACACUGAAGAUGAAGCCCACUCCAGCAGCACAGGACUGACUAGGUCACAUUCACGGGCUGCGCGGCUUUCUCUGCCCUUAUAUAUUGAGCAGGUCCAGGUGAUCUGCUGUCUGCUUAUCUAAGGAUCCUCUUAGAGGCUGCCUAUUUUCAUUUUUUGAGGGAGAGAUUAAGAAAAGGGAAGCAAAUUCAAGUCAGUAGGUUUUUGGGUUUUUUGCUUUGUUUUGUUUUGGUUGGUUGGGUUUUGUUUUGUUUUUUUGGGGGGGGUUUGGUUUUGUUUUCUGGAGUUUGGGUUUUGUUUUUGUUGGUGAAUUUUUUUUUUUUUUUUUUGGGUUUGGUUUGGUUACUGUUUUUCAAGAAGAAAUAAAAAUCCAUCCUCCAAGCCA
Molecule: messenger RNA, 2034 nt
Organism: Rattus norvegicus (Norway rat)
Lineage: Eukaryota; Metazoa; Chordata; Mammalia; Rodentia; Muridae
Gene: Pcyox1l
Product: prenylcysteine oxidase 1 like
Biological process (GO): prenylcysteine catabolic process
Molecular function (GO): prenylcysteine oxidase activity; oxidoreductase activity, acting on a sulfur group of donors, oxygen as acceptor
Source: RefSeq, a predicted model, not a curated record